This is a messenger RNA of Stegodyphus dumicola, 1365 nucleotides long. RefSeq lists its product as uncharacterized. The record is from RefSeq and is a predicted model, not a curated record. NCBI's taxonomy places the organism in Eukaryota, Metazoa, Arthropoda, Arachnida, Araneae, Eresidae.
AAUUAAAUUCCCGAGAUGUGGAAGAUUCCGAACAAGCGGAUGUUUUUCGAAAGGUCAGAAAUUAUUGAUACAACUGCAUCUGUGUCAAAGGAGAAUCAUUGCCCGGAUGAUUUUUUUACAAAGUCCGGAAGUGAAAAAUUUGACUUUUCUACGCCAGAAGUUACAGCUAAUGUUCCUAAGACAAACCAGGCUUUCCUGAGUUCUGAUCUGGACAUUUCAGUUAUUGACUCUGACGUAGAAGGUAGAAAUACAAGCUCUCUUUUGGGCUUGGAGUCUGAGCCUCUUCAGGAGAACCUUAAUGAUGAAUUUCUGUGUCCUGAUUCACCUUUAAUUAUCGAAAGGGAAGAUCGACGAAAGGCAAAUCCAUUACCAUCUGGCAGAACAAUUUGCAAUAUGUCUUUUGUAAUAGUGCAGGCUAGGACAUUAGAGCAACAUUCCCUAAAUUGUAAAUUUGGAGGAUCAUUUAUUUUUAACAAAGUGAUUCGACGUGGUCUUGUCACUACAUAUAACUAUGUAUGUGAUAAAAUUUUUAGCAUCAUGGAAAUUCCGUAUAUGAGCAACUCGACCUUUGCUUCUUGUGAGCGAACUACUGGCAAAAUAAUACAGGGAUGUGCACAGGAAACUAUGUGUGCUGCUAUAGAAGAGGAGAAAAGGCAGGCAGAACUUCGCAAUGAUAAAGAUAAUGAUGGUUAUCACUGUAUAACUGUCAUUGUUGAUGGAGGUUGGUGUAAAAGAAGCUAUGGGCAUGGUUACAAUGCUUCAAGUGGCAUAUCUGUUAUUAUAGGCAUGGUCACCCAGAAAAUUUUGUUUGUUGGAAUUCGCAACAAAGUGUGCCUUAUAUGCAGUGCUAUUGAAGAUGGCAAGAUGCCAAAUAAAGUGCACCUUUGUUGGCGAAAUUGGAAUGGGCCUUCUACAGGUAUGGAAAGCAGUGCCAUUGUGGAAGGUCUGAAUUAUCUCCAGUGUGUUCACAAAAUACGUUGUACUCGACUUGUUGGAGAUGGAGAUGCUAACACAAUGGCCAAAGUGAAAGAAAGCGUUUCAUAUGGAGGACGGGUGAUCAAAGUAGAAUGUGCUAACCAUGCUGUUCGAAGAUAUCGCAGAGCUCUUGAGAAACUUCAGCAAAAUACUGCGCGCUUCCCCGGGGCUAAAGGAAUUGCUGCCCGUAAAUUGCUGAAAAUUAAAAUGCCACUGUUAGUCAGAGGUGCUAGAGUAGCUAUAAAAGCUCAUGCUUUACCUAGCCAUUAUCAGCACACACAAGAAGCUUUUGAUGCAUUAGUAAGUGACCUGAGAAAUGAGCCACACCAUACAUUUGGCAAGCAGGAUGCUUCUAAAGAAAUGUGCAGAGUUGGACAGCAAAUACAAUGA